Symbiodinium natans is the source of this 381-nucleotide messenger RNA. The record is from the annotation of a GenBank genome assembly. Lineage: Eukaryota; Dinophyceae; Suessiales; Symbiodiniaceae.
AUGAAUGAGCAAAGCCUUAACCCGAAGUCCCAGACCCUCCCGCUGACCCACAAGGCCGAGAAGGAUGAGCUAUUCUGCGCUUACGCCGCAAUGAUCCUCAAGGACAGCGAGCUUGACAUCACUGAGGACAACCUCAACGCACUCAUCAAGGCCGCAGGUGGUUCCAUCGACUCCUUCUUCCCAGCCCUCUUUGCUAAGCUCUGCCAAGGAAAGGACCUGGAGUCCAUGCUGAAGUUCGGCGGCGGCGGAGGCGGCGGGGCUCCUAUGGCUGGAGGGGCUGCGGGAGCGGAUGGUGGCGGUGCACCUGCCGAGAAGAAGGAGGAGAAGAAGGUCGAAGAAGAGGAAGAGGAAGAGGAGAUGGACUUCGAUCUGUUCGGAUGA